AGGCCGUGGCCCGGGCGGGGGCCGCAGGCAGCGCGGGUGCCGGUGCCACAGGUGCAGUGGGACUGCAUGAACCCCAAGUACAAGAUCAAAAAGCGCAACUACAAGAAUUCGGGGGUGGUGGUGCUGCUGGACCUGAAGAUCCACAGGGUUUACUCCUUCCUGGAUUACAUCAUGGGCGGCUGCCAGAUCCAUUUCACGGUGGCCAUCGACUUCACGGCCUCCAACGGGGACCCCCGGAACAGCUGCUCCCUGCACUACAUCAACCCCUACCAGCCCAAUGAGUACCUCAAGGCGCUGGUGGCUGUGGGUGAGAUCUGCCAGGACUAUGACAGCGAUAAGAAGUUCUCGGCUCUGGGCUUUGGUGCCAGGAUCCCCCCCAAGUAUGAGGUCUCCCACGACUUCGCCAUCAACUUCAACCCCGACAAUGAUGAGUGUGAGGGCAUCCAGGGCGUUGUGGAGUCCUACCAGAGCUGCCUGCCCAAAAUCCAGCUCUACGGCCCCACCAACGUGGCUCCCAUCAUCUCCAAGGUGGCUCGCGUGGCGGCCGACGAGGAGCGGACCAAGGAGGCGUCGCAAUACUUCAUCCUGCUGAUCCUGACGGACGGCGUGGUGACGGACAUGGCGGACACGCGGGAGGCCAUCGUCCGCGCCUCCUACCUGCCCAUGUCCAUCAUCAUCGUCGGCGUGGGCAAUGCCGACUUCACGGACAUGCAGAUCCUGGACGGGGACGACGGCGUCCUGCGCUCCCCCAAGGGCGAGCCCGUCCUGCGCGACAUCGUCCAGUUCGUCCCGUUCCGCGAGUUCAAGAACGCGUCACCCACAGCCCUGGCGAAGU
This is a messenger RNA of Cyanistes caeruleus (blue tit), 835 nucleotides long. Lineage: Eukaryota; Metazoa; Chordata; Aves; Passeriformes; Paridae. The record is from RefSeq and is a predicted model, not a curated record.